Messenger RNA from Ylistrum balloti, 2449 nucleotides. RefSeq names its product cytochrome P450 4F2-like. The transcript is spliced from 12 exons. Bases 1 to 1518 code for a protein of 505 amino acids. Gene Ontology annotation, molecular function: monooxygenase activity; heme binding; iron ion binding. The record is from RefSeq and is a predicted model, not a curated record. NCBI's taxonomy places the organism in Eukaryota, Metazoa, Mollusca, Bivalvia, Pectinida, Pectinidae.
AUGGGUGUCACGCUUUGGCUGGGUACAGGUUUAGUGACCGUAGCAUGCUGUUACAUCCUGUUCAAGCUAACACAACGUUAUGUAGCUACAAGGAAACGUAACGCGAUGAUCGAGAGGUUUCCAGGCAGUAAGGCAAAUAUCCUGUUUGGAAAUUUACUAGAGUACCCAGGACCUAAUGAAGCUGGACUAAAAUAUCAAAGGGACAUGACAGCUCUAUUUCCUCGAAUAUCCAGAGCAUGGCUGGGACCGUUUAUUCCAUUAAUAAUUGUUAAUCACCCAGAGACUGUCAAGGCUAUUAUGAAGACAUCAGAACCAAAAGGAAAACAGAUCUACCGACUGAUUGAGCCCUGGGUAGGAGAUGGACUGUUGCUCUCUGGGGGCAGUAAGUGGAGAAGGAAUCGCAGACUCUUGACGCCAGCAUUCCACUUUGAUAUUCUAAAACCAUACCAGAAGCUCAACAAUCGCACUGCAGAUAUAUUUAUUGAUAAACUUGACAAAUUCCACCUGGAGGGAGAUGGCUACUUUGAAGCUUUUUCACAUGUCUCUCAGUACACAUUAGAUGUCAUCCUGCAAUGUGCAUUCUCCUACAAGACCGACUGUCAGAAUAUAGGAGACAAACAUCCCUAUGUACGCUGUGUAACAGAACUGCUGGAGUUGAUAACAGACAGAUUUUUUAAACCGUGGCUCCAUAAUGACAUUGUCUACCUAUUGACAAGUGAUGGGCGACGCUUUAAGAGACAUUGCGACUUUGUACACAAAGUGGCGGAGGACAUCAUCGCUCAGAGAAGAGAAGCAAUGAAAUUAGAAGACAGUUCGGGGGAAAAAAAGGCACUUGACUUCUUAGAUAUAUUACUGACUGCUAAGGACGAGGAAGGGAUGGGUCUCACUGAUAGUGAGAUCAGAAACGAGGUGGACACAUUCUUGUUUGAAGGCCAUGAUACGACUGCCAGUGCUAUCUCCUGGACUCUGUAUUCAUUGGCAGAACAUCAUGACAUCCAGAAACGAGCCCAACAAGAGAUUGACGAGGUACUUCAGGGACGAGACUCUGACGAUAUUACCUGGGAUGACCUACCAAAACUCACGUACCUGACAAUGUGUGUUAAGGAAGGCAUGAGACUUCACUCUCCAGUCCCAAUCAUUGUAAGGGAGAUAACUGAGAGACUUGAAAUAGAUGGUGAAAUUGUCCCGAUCGGUACAAUGGUCAUUGCUGUUAUCUACAAUACCCAUCACAACCCUGAAGUUUGGGAAAACUCAACGGAGUUUGAUCCAGAAAGAUUCACCGUAGAGAAUAUGGAGAAGCGUGACCCUUUUGCCUUUGUUCCUUUCUCUGCAGGUCCAAGGAACUGUAUUGGACAGAGUUUUGCUAUGCACGAGAUGAAGACGAUCCUUGCAAGGAUACUUCGAAGAUUUGAUUUGGAGCUCGAUCCAAAUCACAAGGUUGAAAAGAAGGAAGCACCAGUGAUGAAAUCCCAAACUGGAAUCAGGAUGAAAGCCACGCCGAGACAGCGUGCAGCAUAAUAUUUUGUGUUGAUGACAUACCUGGUAGUGCUGGUCAGUGGCCGCACACCUUCUAAUCACUUGGGAACAUGGUAGACACUACUUUUCCGAGAAUAGACCGCAAAUCAACACUCUAGGAAUUAAUGCGGUAUUUGUAAACAAACAUCUUCACGGGGAACACAUGUUGUAAUGUGUGUGUAUGGUGUCCGUGCGAAAUAUACAAAUUGAAGUAUACAUGUGUUAUAAUUGACGUUGUCAUAACAAAUGUCUAUGUAUAUCUAAUUAUUUCGAAAACAAAAUAAUGAUCUUCCUGGGUAUUUUGAAUAAAGCGGUACUUCAUAGAUCCAAGCCAAACGAAUAUCUAUACUUACAUCAGUUAAUGGUAACUAAAAAUUCUAGUCAUUUAUCAUUAAUUACACUGUAUUCAGCUAAAACUGUCUGUAUCUAUACAUAAUUUACUGUAUGAUGUAAUUAGCAUUAAGAAUUUACUUUAAUUUGUAUAGAACGUAAUUUACGAAUACGUUCCUUAUUAAUUUUUGUUUCUUUUUUGUUUGUAAUGUAUUCUUGUGUUAUCUUGCCUUUCAUUUUUAAAGUAAAAAAUUCUUUAUUUCUCAAUCGUAUUUUCAGUACUGCUGAUAGGUCAGUAAGGUUGUCAAUGAAUAGAUCAGCCAGUUAUUGUGAAAUCGGGUUUGUAUUUUUUUUAUUUAUAUAUACUUGUAUCUGCUCCCUGAUGUAGUGACUCAGAAUCAAAAUAUAUAAAAGAAUUUCUUAUAGACAAUCAUAUUCCGAUAUUAAUCUAUUGAAAAUAUAGUUUAUUCCAUAGCCUAUGUUGGCUGGUUGACAUAUUCAGGAAGAGAGGCCUUAUACUCAUUUACAUUUAGAUAAUAUGAUGAAGACGUUAAACAUUUGAAUAAUUGUAAUAUUUUCUCUCUUGAUAUGUAAUAAAUUUAUA